AUGGUGAGAAAACUCUUUUUGGCUGAGUUUGCUGGGCGGCCAAUUUUACCAGUUCCGCUUCUGCCUAAAUUGUUACCCUUUCCUUCUCUGUCCCUCUCGCUUCUUUUACCCUUGGCACUACAUGAAAGCGAACCACCAAGCCCGUGCGGAAGACCCGAAGCUCUGCAGCUCGUUCCACCAACAUCAUCAAGCAACAACUCCCUUCUUUUCACUUUAUUUGACCAGCCAUCUUCAAUACCAGUAAUUUGUUCAGAGCCCAUUCCUAACUUCCAUAGAGCAGCCAGAGAUGCCAAAAUUGAGUUUGUUAGACUCGUUGUCUGUGCUGGAAUUCAGAGGCUGUCCAUCAACAAGACGCGAGACCCCAGAGAGGAAUAUGUCCCUGGACCUCAUUUCCUUCUUCAGGAAUCAAAGCUGCAAUUAGCCUCUGAUACAGGGAGAUCUCAUUUGGCGACUUUGCUUCUAAUGCUAGAUGUUCUGGGCUAA
This is a messenger RNA of Striga asiatica, 483 nucleotides long. Lineage: Eukaryota; Viridiplantae; Streptophyta; Magnoliopsida; Lamiales; Orobanchaceae. The record is from the annotation of a GenBank genome assembly.